UGCGGCGUUGAUGCAUCUGCCGCGCGGUAGCGCGCCGCGCCUGCCGCUUACCGGAAAAGGAAGGGACGGUCCGCGGACUUUCUGAUGAAAUCUCUCGCCAGAGGCAGACAGACAACUCAGCUACCCGGCGGCUUCACCUCCCUGGUGGACGGACAUCGAGCAGUAUUAUCAACCGGAGGACAGAAGUGACAUCUACAGCGGGUGAAGGUGUUCAUCUGAGCAAAUUUUAAAGGGUUUCUCCGCGGGAAACCAACCGUCAGUUAGCUGCUUGUGCUAAGCUAGCGUACUAACUAGCUUAGCGUGCUAACUAGCUUAGCCUCCCGCGGCUCUCCGCAGUCGGAACCGGACAAAAUGGAUCUCUUCCGCUGUUUAGACAGAGACCAGUCGCCGUUUCACGGAUCCAAAAUGUCCUGCCUGGCUCUGUAUUUCAACUCAGGUUCCACACGGAAUAAGUCCCAGCACCAUUUCGAGUCUGACGCCGGUUUUCUGGAGGAUAUUUCCUGGUUUCCGCGCAGCCUCGCUGGUUUCUAAGUGUGUGACAGCUGUCAGAUUAGCAGCUGGCCUGUUUACUCCCCUUUAACGAGACAACAUGUUCAGAAACUUUUACACAGAAGGACGUUUAUCUGACGGCCCUCCUUCAUCUGCCCCUUUCGGCGUCGCCUCGGUGGGAUUUGAUGGCCAGGAAAGCUCGUGGAUCGGCCUCCUGUCGAGGCCCGCGCUAUCGCUGCUGCGGAAGGUUCGGCGGUGGAGCGCGGCUCCCGCGGAGCUCAGCAACAGCUUCAUCGGCGAGGAAAGGGAGAUUUUACGGCAGCUGAAUGAAAUAAUCCCGCAUCAUCUCAGCUUCACGCAGUGUCCACAUGACGGAGCAGCCGGCCAGCUGGAGCCGGGACUCGCCAGCUCUGUGCCCUGGCUGAGCGCGGUGCCGGUGCGGCAUGUCGGGACAGAGCUCCAGCCACAGGUCGGGUACUUCUCCGUCCGGGGGCUGCUGGGCUCCCAGGAGGCCGCUGGAGGGAAGGCCUGGGCGGUGAGCCCCGCCGGGAAGAGCGGGCCGUGGUGGGGCAGCUUUCUGCGGAGGGGGGACAUCCAAGAGGAGGGGGCAGAGUCCCAAACAUGCCGCCCCCCUGAGGCAGAAAGCUCUGGACCCCCCCAGCAGCUCAACAAUGCAGACACAGUCCAGAACAUGGCGGCUGGGCCUGGACCCGAACAAGACCAGGGCUACCACAGCCUGGAGGAGGAGCUUACCCAGCGGGGCGCCAGGAGCCCCCUGACAGAGGAGCAGCAGACUCGGAUGGAGCCGGUACCAGAAGAACCAGAAGCAGAGGAGGUUCUGUCAGCGCCUCAGUGUGUAAACAAAUCCAUCGCCUUCAUCAUGGGGCUGCCCUGCAGUGACGAUGACAGCAGCCAGUCCGAGUCUGGCUCUGAUGAUGAUGAUGGGUUCGACAGCGAAGGUUCCUCAGAUCUAACCUCUGAUGAAGAUGAGGAUGAUGAGGCAUCGGACUCGGACAGCGAACCCGACCGUGACUCGGAGCGUCUCUGGAGCUCCUUUAGCCACAGCGUUGACCCCUACAACCCGCAGAGCUUCACCGCUUCGCUGCACACGGGCCGCUGCCCUCGGGCUGACCCCGGCCCCGCCCAGGCUGACCCUGUGCCCUCCCACGCCGCCUCCCCCCCCUCCAGCCAGGACACCUGGGACGACUCAGCGUCGGCGAGCGAGGCGGAUGAGGCGGAGAGCCUCCGCCUGCUGCGCUCCUUCAGCAGCUCCUCUGACCCCUACAGCCCCCUGAACUUCCAAGCUCCACUCAGGACUCGAGGGCCCACCGGGCCCCCCUCCAGAACCAGGAGUAGAACCAGUCCACAGACCGGCCAACAGAACCUGGUGGCGCCGCCCGAGUACAGGAGGGAGGAGGCCGAGGAGAGGCUGGACAGCGGCUUCGCUGAGUCCGCUGCCUCCAACCGGAGCACCAAGAAGGUCCGGUUCUGUGACGAGGUGGAGGAGUUCUUCGCCAGCUGCGGUGAGGAGGAGGACCGGCGCGGCCCAUGGGAGGAGCUGGCCCGGGACCGCUGCCGGUUCCGGCGCCGCUGCCAGGAAGUGGAGCACAGCAUCGGGUUCUGCCUGGCGCCUGCGCAUCGCCGCCGGGUCUACCAGGGACUUUCUGCCCCCUCUGACUCCUGACCCGGGUCCGGUUCCGACCCGGUUCUGGUAUGCAGGUCGGACCUCGAAUAGCUGCUGCUUUCACCAAAUCACUACAGAGCCAGUCAGGGCCCGGCAUUCAGCCCCGCCACCUGCUGGUUCUGGUUCCGCUGGUUCUGCUCUGACCAGCGGGUCCAACGUUUGAAGGAAUAUUUUGACUUUAUUAAAAAUCAGUCUGUUGCCAAUUAAAAGUUUAUUUUAAGGAUUCGGGCUCCAAUUAAAGCCUGAGCAGGUGUGUUAACAAGCUGCUUAACGAGGGGCGGAGCUAUUUGGUCCCAUUAAAGCCAAAGAAGAAGAGUCAGUGUUCUGGUGCUGCUCGGCAUCACUGAGGUGUUAAACGUCCAGCAGGAGGCGCUCAUCAUUCAGACAGGUCCUGUCCAGUUCUGGUUCUGAUCCAGUUCGGUUCCAGUCUUAGGUCCGGUCUGGUUCUGUCAGAGAUGUGAGGUGAUGAAGGUGUGUUCCCGCUUUCCAAGCGGCCCUGAAGGCAGCAGCAGAACCUGCACUAUGGGUUUAGUUUCCAUAGCAACCACUGGCUGCUGCCUUCAGGGUCUGAGAGAGUGUGGGAAUUCUGAGGUUCUAAAUAUUUUGUUUCAAACUGAAUUUAUUUCUCAAAGUUUUGAAUCCCAAAUGUAUUUUAAUCAGUUUAACUCCAGGCUCACUGAUAACCAGUUGAUCCAGUCUGGUUCUGACUGGUUCUGGAGGCUCAUCUGAUGAUUGGUUUGAUUAUUAAACUCCACAGGUUAAAUCACCAUUAUUUUUAGAGCGACUGGAUCUGCAGGACACUAAGAGGUAGAGUCACCUGCAGUGGUCUCCUGGUACAUUCACUGACCCGCAGCUGAAUGGGACGUUCAACAGAUCCAAGUACAGGAAGCAGAAUCUGCUCCAUCAUGUUCAGGACUGAAAAUAUUAAUCAGAGUGAACUUCCCAGUUUGAUCACGAUCUUUGGUGUUAUUUUAAUCAGAGGAAGGUUUUAUUUUUCUAACUCGUAGUUUGAUUGGAGCUCACUGGUUAUGCUUCUUCAUCUCUGCCCAGAUAACGAUGAGCUAAUAAAUAAUCGCUGUUGAUCAAAA
Xiphophorus hellerii (green swordtail) is the source of this 3261-nucleotide messenger RNA. RefSeq names its product protein phosphatase 1 regulatory subunit 15B-like. The coding region runs from base 590 to 2173 and encodes 527 amino acids. NCBI's taxonomy places the organism in Eukaryota, Metazoa, Chordata, Actinopteri, Cyprinodontiformes, Poeciliidae. The record is from RefSeq and is a predicted model, not a curated record. Gene Ontology annotation, molecular function: protein phosphatase regulator activity. The transcript is spliced from 2 exons. Gene Ontology annotation, biological process: response to endoplasmic reticulum stress. Gene Ontology annotation, cellular component: endoplasmic reticulum; protein phosphatase type 1 complex.